Molecule: messenger RNA, 1440 nt
Organism: Geosmithia morbida
Lineage: Eukaryota; Fungi; Ascomycota; Sordariomycetes; Hypocreales; Bionectriaceae
Product: Copper-fist
Exons: 2
Coding region: 1-1440 (479 amino acids)
Biological process (GO): positive regulation of transcription by RNA polymerase II; intracellular copper ion homeostasis; intracellular iron ion homeostasis
Cellular component (GO): nucleus
Molecular function (GO): copper ion binding; RNA polymerase II cis-regulatory region sequence-specific DNA binding; DNA-binding transcription factor activity, RNA polymerase II-specific
Source: RefSeq, a predicted model, not a curated record
AUGAUCAUUGACGGAGAGAAAUGGGCUUGCGAGGCUUGCGUACGCGGUCACCGCGUCAGCAACUGCCAACAUUCGGAACGACCGCUCCAGCACAUCAACAAGAAGGGACGUCCAGUCUCGCAAUGUUCGCACUGCAGAGCCAUGCGCAAGUCGCGCUCGUCGCACAUCAAGUGCGACUGCGGUGAGAAGACGAGCAAGUGCACCCACCUGCAGCCGACGGUCGACGGCCACACCGAGACGUGCUGCUGCAACCACGGCGGACGGUGCUCCUGCUCGGCCAAGAAGGACGGCAGCGGCAGCACCGCCUCCUCGGCCUCCUCCGUCACGGGCACCGCAGGUCAGCAGCAGCCGACGCUCGACACCGUCCCGGAAUCCGACUCGGACGGCGAGCUGCCCAGGAUGGCCAUGAGCCGACCCAAGCUGGCGGCCCGCCGCCGCCGCGCCAACACGGUCCACUCCGACGGCCCCCUCAGCCUCGAGCACGGCGGACACCACUCCAAGUCCGGCAGCGGCAGCAAACACGGCCGCUCCUCGCAAAAGGUCGGCCCGUACCAGCUCAACCGCGUCAACUCGGCCAACAGCGCCAGCAGCCUGGGCGCCGGCUCCGACACCAUGGCGGAGCUCCGAGGAAGUCAGCAGCGUCGCGUCAAGUCCGAGGCCACCUCCCCCCUCAUGACUGGCUUCCACAACAACGUCAACAGCAGCGGCAGCAGCAGCAGCAACAACAACAACAACAACAACAACAACGAUGGCAGCAACAGCGGCAGCGGCAGCGGCAGCGGCGGCAGCAGCAGCAGUGGCGCCGGCGGCGUACCCCCCCUGGACCUCUCCAGCAUCGACUACCCGUCGUCGUACAUGAACAGCAGCAACGGCAACGGCCGCAACAACGGUGGCAGCGGCGGGAGCUCCUUCGACCUGUUCGGCGCCGGCUUCUCCCCGGACACCGACGCCCCCCUCUACAGCGCCGGCCUGAGCAACGCGUCGGUCGACUGGAGCCACUACGACUUCCCCGGCGACAGCUUCGGCCCCUCGAGCUACAGCCAGACGGGCACCCAGAGCUUUGCCAACUUCACCGACUUUGGCAGCAACUCGGAGCAUCUGCCCCACCUGGUCAACACGACCUCGACGUCCGGCGACGUCUCCGAGGUGGAGGACGUCAUGUCCGGAGCGGACGACUUUGCCGGGAGCUUCAUGCGUCAGGGCAUGCUGGGCGGCGGCGGCGGCGGCGGCGGCGGCAACGCCCCCGCCGACCUGAGCAGCAUAGACUACGACAGCUUCUACAAGGGAGCCGCGGAUCACAACCCCAUUGCCGGCACGGGAAUGUCUCUGGUGGAGGACGACCCGGCUUUCUGGAUGCCGAAUUACAAUGACGGUAUCGUUGGUGAGAGUCCAGAUGGUAUGGAGCAGACUUCCCAGCCUGCCUCGUUUUGGGAGCUAUAG